UCAUCAACAAAGAAUCAUACCUAAAAAGAAAAGUAUUCACUCUCUACCUUCAUAUCAAUUAGGGAGAAUCAAAAAUGAAGCCAAUCUCCAACAACAACGAAAUAUGGGAGGCGAAGCUGGAGGAUUUAACGUUCAACGUGAAGGAGACACAAGACAAUGUCUUGGAGGAGAUAAUCACACGUAACCUAGAAACAGAGUACCUCCAGCGUUUUCACAUGGAUAGGUUUGAUAAAGAGCUCUUCAAGAAGAACGUACCGGUCGUGACCUAUGAAGAUAUUAAGCCUUAUAUCGAUCGUGUGGUUAGCGGACAGUCAUCAGAUGUCAUAUCAGCCCGCCCUAUUACCGGUUUCUUGCUAAGUAAGUUCGGGAACUUCGGGAGGAGCACAAAAGAUGAUGCCAUGGAACAACAAGUACUUGGACAAUUUAACAUUCACAUACGAUCUUCGUAUGCAUACUAUAACCAAGAAAUCAAAUACUAUUUUUAUAUUUAAAAUUGGUGUUUUGAAUUUUU
Messenger RNA from Raphanus sativus (radish), 511 nucleotides. Its product is annotated as 4-substituted benzoates-glutamate ligase GH3.12-like. The coding region runs from base 75 to 491 and encodes 138 amino acids. NCBI's taxonomy places the organism in Eukaryota, Viridiplantae, Streptophyta, Magnoliopsida, Brassicales, Brassicaceae. Gene Ontology annotation, cellular component: cytoplasm. Gene Ontology annotation, molecular function: acid-amino acid ligase activity. The record is from RefSeq and is a predicted model, not a curated record. The transcript has 2 exons.